GUCCUGUGUUUUAAUUGUUAAAAUAAUUAAUUUUAUUUGGUUUAACAAAACGAUAUUUGAUUCGCUCGUACUUUAUUACAUACAAUCCUACCCCUAACAUUGUCUAGAAAUUUUAGUAUCCGAUCGCUUUACUAUCACUUUCAUCACUAUCACAUCCAUUAAAUUUUCGAACAUGCAUUAGAACUUUGUCACUUUUUCUCAGUGUAGCGAAUGCGUCUGGCGUAGAUUUUUUGGGUGGGCGCGGUUCAGAGCAGCCAGCCAGUUUCGAAGGCUGUGCCCCAAACACACCUUUCAACAAUCGACUGCUGGGUGCGUGUGCAGCUUCGCCCCAAUCUGGUGGCCAUAAAGUCGAGACAUGGAAGCAUGGGGACAUGGAGACAUGGGUGCAUGGAGACAUGGGAGGCACUGGUGCUCAUGCGGCCACCACACACCUGAUACGUCCGGCCACCCGGUUAAGGCCCAAAUAAUUCGCUUUCGAAUUGAACUUUUUUGUCACGACAACAACGACGGCGAUUCAGCCGGCGUGGGACCAGUUUGGUGCUUUGGUCCGGCACAGUCCUCCCAGACUCCCAGACAUGCGUGAACCGCAGAGCCGCACCCUCCUCCUCCUCCAGCUCCUGCAGCUUGGCCGGCUCCUCCUUCACCUCCUCCGGAGCAGCCCCUUGUGAUUGCCAUGGGCAGUGGAACGAAAAAUGAAUUAUUUUAUAUUUGUCGCGAUCGAUGCGAGUAUUUCGCAUAGGCACAGGCCAUUACAGACUCCACACGCAUGCGCACUUUUUAGUUGUUUAUUAUUUUGUGUGUCUUGCUGCGCUUUUUGCAUAAAUAUCUGAUGGCAGGCGGCGGCAGGCGGCAGACGGAGGCUGUGGCAGAUUUUUUGGGCUCGCGUCUAUGGGAGGCCUAUAAAAAGCAAUUGUCGUGCGGCCACAGAACCACAGAUCGAGUUCAUUUGUCAGUCGAGCAGCAGUAGUCCUCCAGUUCUCCACGACUCCAUCGCAAAAGCACUCCAAGCACACACCCGUUCAGAAUGGCACAGAAACUGAUCCUCGUCCUGAGCGCCCUGGUGGCGGUGUCCACCGCCGUGGUGGUUCCUGGUCCCGGACUGGCACUGCCCGCCUAUCCAUCGUACCCGGCGCUGGCCAAGGUGGCUGCUCCUCUGGUGGCCAAGGUGGCGGGUCCGGAGCCCUACGAUCCCAAUCCCCAGUACACCUUCAGCUACGAUGUUCAUGAUGGCUCCACUGGCGACGUGAAGAGCCAGCAGGAGACCCGCAGCGGAGAUGUGGUGCAGGGUGCCUACUCCCUGAUCGAGGCCGAUGGAACCCGCCGCAUUGUGGAGUACACCGCCGAUCCCGUGCACGGAUUCAACGCAGUGGUGCGCCGCGAGGGAGCCGUGGUGAAGGCUGUGGCUCCGGUGGCCAAGGUUCUGGCCCCGUCUCCGCUGCUCCAUGCCGCACCCCUGGUGGCCAAGCUGCCCGCCUAUGGACCGGCUCUGGCGCCCGCCUACCCGGCUCUGGCCCACGGAUACGGACCGGCUUUGGCUCCCGCCUAUGGACCAGCUCUGCCCAAGCUGGCACUGCCCGCUCUACCCGCCCUGUCGCCCCUGGGCUACCACUAAGUCAGAUGAAUGGAUGUAAUCCCCUCGAAUAAUGCCGACCUCUUGCCGCAACCGUAAAAUGGACACAUCGCGACCAACUUCUCCUGCCACAUGGCCUCCACUUGUUAAUGGGAGCUCAUGGGCUGAACAUAGUCGAUAGUAGUUGUAGUAUUAGUGGAAAUGAAAGCGAUUUAUCGAAAUAUGUACAUACGAAUAUUCACGGACAGCGGAUACCGAUGGCCCAGUUCUUGGGAUCUUGCGGAUCCAAUGUACCCUCAUCUACACUCACACAUUCUCGAGGCCUUUCAUUUAUGUUUCUUGUCUUCUUAAUCUUAAGGCUGUUUGACCGCGAUAAAAACUCUAUAAUCCCCAACUCACAAUCCCCGUUUCGAUUCUUAUUUAACCCGAGCCUGUGCACUCGAGUAGAACUCGCAGAAUGAGAAACGAGAUUGCAAUAAACGAACCGACGCUAUGCAAAUGGAAA
Molecule: messenger RNA, 2075 nt
Organism: Drosophila yakuba
Lineage: Eukaryota; Metazoa; Arthropoda; Insecta; Diptera; Drosophilidae
Gene: Cpr64Aa
Product: larval cuticle protein A2B
Exons: 2
Coding region: 1025-1612 (195 amino acids)
Cellular component (GO): extracellular matrix
Source: RefSeq, a predicted model, not a curated record